GGGUAUUUGUGUUCUGGAGUCCUGAAGAGACAAGCCACAUCACGAUAAAUGGAGGAGAAUGAGCGAUGUAGGAGCAGAUCUCCGGCUCGAAGGGCCAGUCGGGUGCAGCAGGUGGUGGGAACAAUAAUACGACGCACCCGAGAGUCGCUUAGCAGAGAGCGGUUGCUAGGCGAUGGGAGGUCGCAGCGCUCCAACAGUCUGUCCAAUCAGAAUUUCCAGGCCAAGCUGACGCUGCAGAUUACCCGGGACCCGGUCCUAGACAGCAGCACUGGACAUGGCUUCACCCUCACCACAAACCCACCCCUGCUGGUCAGGGACGUCGCCACAGGGAGUCCUGCAGAUGGGAUACUGUUCCCAGGGGACCAGGUGCUGCAGAUUAAUGAUACAGUGCUGGAGGAUUUGAGCACCGAGCAGGUGGAAAACAUCUUAAGGGACUUGCAGGAUUGUAUCACUGUGACUAUCCUACGGCACAUGACAAAUCCCAAGUCAUCCAUCAUGUCGGCAGAGAAGAGAGCUCGUCUGAGGAGUAAUCCAGUUAAAGUGCGCUUUGCAGAGGAGGUGGUGGUCAACGGGCACACUCAGGGAAACUCUCUUCUCUUCCUGCCCAAUGUCCUAAAAGUCUAUUUAGAGAAUGGACAGACCAAGGCCUUCAAGUUUGAUAACACCACCACUGUCAAGGACAUUGUUCUGACUCUGAAGGAUAAACUGUCCAUCCGGGCCAUCGAGUACUUUGCCCUGGUGCUAGAGCAACAGUACAGCAUCACCAAACUCCUGCUGCUGCACGAAGACGAGUUCAUACAGAAGGUGGUGCAGAAAAAAGACUCCCAUGAUUACCGAUGUUUGUUCAGGGUGUGUUUCAUCCCCAGAGACCCCGUGGACCUGCUGCAGGAUGACCCUUCUACCUUUGAAUACCUAUUUUUGCAGAGUGUUGGGGACGUGCUGCAGGAGCGUUUUGCAGUGGAGAUGAAGUGUAACACUGCACUUCGCCUGGCAGCACUGCACAUGCACGAGAGACUAGACAGUUGUGGACAGACCAGGACCUCGAUCAAGAGUAUAACGAAGGAGUUUGGCCUUGACAGCUUCAUCUCUCCCACGCUGCUGAGCAACAUGAGGGAGAAGGACCUGAGGAAAGCCAUCAGCUACCACCUCAAAAAGAUCCAGUCCCUGCUGGAGCCACGCCAGAAGGUCAUAUCUGCUUCACAAGCUCGGUUGGCCUACCUCACUCAGCUGGGAGAGCUCAUUUCAUAUGGCGGACGGUCAUACACAGCUACAAUGAUGCUUCAAGACAGGGAGGUGCUGGUCAGCCUGCUGGUCGGGGCCAAAUAUGGAAUGAGUCAGAUCAUCAACCACAAGCUCAAUGUGAUCUCCACACUGGUCGAGUUCAGCAGCAUCAGCCGAGUGGAGUUGCUCUCAGAGUCGGACAAAGUCAGCCUACUGCGCAUCUCACUGCACGACAUGAAGCCAUUUGCCUUACUGAUGGACUCUCUGGCAGCCAAAGACUUAGGGUGUCUGCUGGGAGGCUACUGCAAACUCCUGGUGGAUCCCAGUGUCAAUGUCUUCCGUCUGGGGCGCCCAAAAGUGAGGGUGCACCGGAUUCCUGCUGAAGAAGGUGUGUGUGGGAGGUUCGCCGUAAUAGAGGGCGUGUGCUAUGAAUCCCUAUCAAGUUAUGUGUCUCGCUGCUGUAGUGACUCAGAUGACUCAACAGAUGAGGACGACCCGAUGGAUUCUCAGAAUUACAAACGUCCAGACCCUGCAAGUCAGGACUGGGAAGAAAGGAGGAGGGAGGAGGAAGAGAAGAGGAGAGAGGAAGAAAGAAAAGAGAGAGAGGAACACAAAGGCAAACAGGAAGUGAAGAUAAUUGUGACAACAGAAGGUAAGGAAAAUGAGGGCGAAGAGGAACGAGGAGCAACAGGAUGUGGUCUGCAUAAAUUUAGUAUUAUAGAUGAAGAAAUGAACCUGGAGACCACCUGGUACCACACUGACCCACGGGUCACCAGCAGCUUCUCCAGCUUGUCCAGCGGCUCUUUGAGUGCUGCACUGGAGGAGAGCAGUGCCGCUGCUAAAGCCCCAUCUCGCAUGGACGCACUCCGUGGACCACGCACAGCUGAGGACCUACAAAGCUUGGACGUUCACCACCCCUACCUCCUAGAGCCAAAACGCCGCCAGGGCCCUCUGCGACCCACCAACCUCAAUUACCGUGGAAAUGACAACUCUUGCCUUUGCUUUGCUGAGCUCUCCAAGGCUGAUUUCCUCCCUAGCCCGCCUGGGGCUACUACUGACGACGACGACGACGAUGACGAGGAGGAGGAGGAUGAGCACGGAGUGGAGGAACUCAGACGCAUUUCCAAGAUCCCUAGCUCAAGAGAUUUGAGAAUGAUUGACAGCAUACCCUUUCAAAGAUCACCAAUUAAAAGAAAGAAAAAGGUACCUCCCAAAGUCCCAAUGAGGACGAGUUCAAUUCCCGGGCACAAAGCAGAACAGGCUGAGCAGCGCCUCUCCAAGGACGAAGAGGGUCUAUUCCUGACCCCGUCACCCAACCCUAAACCAGCUCUUUUAGUCAAAGAGACUGUCUCAGAGUCUGAGGAUGAGUUUUUUGAUGCACAGGAGAGAUUUACUCCCCCAGUUCCUGAUCUAUCAGAUGCUGAACUGGCCGACCGGCGAAAUGCUAAUCGGUUGAGUGGAACCUGGAAUGGUGUUCCAGCUGCGCCAGGGAAAGAGCCAUCCCCACAAUCCUCUAAAAUAAAGAAGCAAGUGGAGACACUUAAAGGGACCACAAAUCAACUUACCAACCAACAGCCCAGUCCAACAAAGCCAUCACAGAAACCUGAAGUUAAAGUUAAACCACCACUGGCACCUAAGCCCCAGCUGCCUCCCAAACCUCAGAUCAUUCCUCCCAAGUCCCCCCAGCAUGGACGAUCAUAUGCCCACUGCAAUGGGGAUGCCUCUGGACGUCUGUCCUCUGAACUCCUGGAAAUGGAGCCGGACACCAUGGAGUUCAAGUCUGUCACAUCCGGGGCAGGUGGACUGCCUCUGUCAUCACCUUUGAUCACAGCAGUGAGGUGCAGCAAGCAACCCCUACAAAUCACAACACCACAACCUGAGGAAAAGACCAAGAGGCAAGAAAACAGCUCGAAACAGAAGAAAGAUGUGAUGCAUGAGAGUGGGGCACAUGUGGUUUCCAAAGACAAAGCAAACAUUCCUGAUGAAAAAGAAACUCCUCAAGUUGAAGGGAAAAGCAAUGGGACUAUCCUACCUGCAAAGAGGCCGCCGAACCUACCCCCUAUCCCUCACUCUAAUUCAGGUGAAAAGCUAGCUGUUCCCCCUCCAGUGCCCCCCAAACCCACUUCUCCCACCAAUCUCCACCCUUUGUCAAUACCUGCUAGCUCUCCUGUCUCCCCCACUGAUCCAAGCAAAGGGGUCUUCAAGGAUAGCGUUAGUCCGCCAAAUGGAAUCCACCCCUGGAGCAGCCGCAAUGGCAGCAUCCAGUCAGGACCACGGAGGGUCUCUCUGAGUCACGAGAGCCUCUCACCCAAAAAUACAGAUGCACCUCUUACCCUUACCACCUCCCUCACUUCAACCAACUCUAAAGGUGUUGGGGGCCUAGAAAGUAGAGAACCUGGAAGAUCUGGAUCAGGAUCAGACCUGAGGACCAGCUCGUCCAGCCUGGGAGGCAGGCUACCAGCCUCUGCCCUGAGAGGGAGGAUCCAGGCUCUGCCUUGGUACAUGACCCGUUCCCAGGAGAUUUUGGGAACUCUGGACUAUCCCUCCACAAGCUCCAUCAAUGGAGACACAUCUGGCUUUGGCUCUGGUUUGUCUGUAGCCAGUGGUUUAUCGGAUUUAAACAAAACUCCGGUCAAGGAAAAAGAGACAGUGGUUUCAAAAUCAGGAGGGAAAGGGAACAUUUUAGAGGAUGGAGCUGAGGUUGUCAUAGCCACCAUCAAAGAGGCCCAGGAUGUGACUUCACACAUGAAAAAGGCCAACGGGACAAACGGCUCACACCCUAAUCUGACUUUUAAAGAGAAUAGUUCGAACAGUGGCAGUGUUUCAUCGGAGCAGCCUCAGUCACGCCCCCACUCAGCAGUGGGGUUGGGAGGUGUGUCCAGUAUGCAAAUUGGAGGUGACUCACCAACCUCCUCACUCGCAGACAGUACUCCACCACAGCAGCACCGAGAGGCUUGUGGCUGCCGCACCGUUUACGCCAACUGUUUCAGCGGCGACACCGAGGAUGGUGUCAGUUUUGAUGAAGAGCUUACUGUUUACGAGUUCUCCCGCCGCACACGGCCCAAACCUGCCCGGCAGGCACCUGUCCCUUCUCCUACAACACCCCCUCCAAACCCCAACAUUUUGUCUCUGCUGAGAGACAACCCCCGCCCGCUCUCUACUUUCUCCACUGCCUCCUCUGAACUCAGUCCCCUAGUUUCACGUCCGGUUUCCCCCACAACGUCUUUCGGUGGUCCUCUUCGUUCUCUUACCAACAAGAAUUACGGUGGGCUGAAGGGGGGUUUUGCCUCCCUUCGCCAAGAUAUAGAUCAGCUUCUGCUAGUCUUAGAGAGAGGUGCACUUGGGCAACCACAACAUACAUUUUGUCCAGAUUCAAAGCAGGAUAUCACAGGCAUAAAAGUGGGGCCUGACCUAAAUCACAAUGGAACUGAAGACGGUACUACCCCAGAACCAGGCUCAAACUGUACUGGGACAAGCCCUACUGCCAUGACAGAGGCUGAGAGGAGUCUUCUCCAGGCAGAGGCUCGACGAUUGGCAUCCGGGUGUCAGCGGGCCACACGUGUAGGCUGGGCUCCCGAUGAAGCUCUACGUUCUUUAUCCAACAGCUUCAGCGCUUUGGUUCAGUUGUCUGCCGCUUGCCUGCGAACAAACCCCUGCUCUGGCUGUGACAUGUGCCAUAAUGCGAGCCUGGUCCACGGGGAUGAGGAUGAUGACAGUCAGGAGGCCAUGGACAAGCUAAAGGAGAUCGUGGGUCUGUACCGGGAGUUUGUUGGGGCUGUUGAGACAGCUGGAACUGGUGCUGGGGUUGGGGGUAAGAGUGUGGGCCUCAAUGGGUCUGGACAGGGUCAGGGGGAGAGUGACGGGGUGAGGCUACUGGCCAAACGCUGCACCGUGCUCAUCUCCUCUGUAUUCGCACUCACACAGCUCUUCCGGACACGCACACUAGACACCUCGAACACGCCCGGCCACGUACCUCUCAACUUUUGACCUGUGAACUUUUACCCACUAACUAACUCACUCACUCUGGACGUGAGACAAGAUGAAACAGCACAGAGCGAACUGGUGUGUAACCCCUGUGUUCCUGUACAGUAAGUGCCAUGCACACCACUGCACACAAACAUAAACCCACAUGACACAUACCCACAUGGAAACCACACGCACCAAACAAAACCCUAAACGAGGAGAGGAAACUUCAUUGCUUGGCCUCUUCUGGGAUGCAUAUGAACUAUGCAUUUGUACAUAUGAAUUUUAUAAUUAUCUUAUAAUUCUCUUAUUUUAUGAUACAAUAUGUGUAUGUAUGUAAGG
Messenger RNA from Seriola dumerili (greater amberjack), 5526 nucleotides. It is a transcript of the gene frmpd1b, whose product is annotated as FERM and PDZ domain-containing protein 1-like. Gene Ontology annotation, molecular function: protein binding. Gene Ontology annotation, cellular component: cytoskeleton. The record is from RefSeq and is a predicted model, not a curated record. Lineage: Eukaryota; Metazoa; Chordata; Actinopteri; Carangiformes; Carangidae. The transcript is spliced from 16 exons. Bases 49 to 5208 code for a protein of 1719 amino acids.